This is a messenger RNA of Penicillium subrubescens, 1015 nucleotides long. RefSeq names its product bZIP transcription factor. The transcript has 5 exons. Gene Ontology annotation, cellular component: RNA polymerase II transcription regulator complex. Lineage: Eukaryota; Fungi; Ascomycota; Eurotiomycetes; Eurotiales; Aspergillaceae. Gene Ontology annotation, molecular function: DNA-binding transcription activator activity, RNA polymerase II-specific; transcription cis-regulatory region binding. The coding region runs from base 1 to 912 and encodes 303 amino acids. The record is from RefSeq and is a predicted model, not a curated record.
AUGGCCCAGGCACUCCAGAGCGAUGACCAGCCUCCUCACGGUCCGGAAACCACCGACCCCUCAACUACUCAAACUACUUACGAUAGACGGCGCGAGCAGGUUAGGCGAGCUCAAAAAAAACAUCGAGAAAAGAAAGAAGACCAUUGCCGUUUGCUUGAAGAUGAGCUUUAUCGGUUAUAUCAUUUAAUUACUGUGGACGGAGAACUCCAGAGUCUCCGCUUUGAGAAUGAGAUCCUUCGAGAUAUCAUGACCCGCCAUUCAAUACCAUUACCUCCGGGCAUAAGACUGCAAGAGGCAUCAUGGGCUGAAGUGACGUUCACCAAUCAUGGUGGACAUGACCAGCAGUUACAAGUCAAGUUUCCAGAGUAUCAGUCUUCAGCCGAUCAUUCGUCCGGAUUCAAUACAAAUACAACCACCGAUACAAGUACCCCAUCUAUGCAGUCAAGUAUCCCUUCUACUGAGCUCUCAGGGAUGAGUAAUCCUACAUACUACAACAGCAGCAUAAAUCUCGCUCAAAUGGGAGUAGAUUUCGUCUUAUCAAUCGAACGACCCUGUCUCUUCCACACACACUCCCCCGACGCGGACGAGCCAUCAGGCCAUGCCUUAUCAAUGCAAGGAAUCCUGCUCUCCGGAGCCCCACAGGAUCUUCAAGAUAAAAGUGUGUGGGAAGUUCCAGCCCGACAACUUGAGAAGCUUUUUGAAUUAUCGGGUUGUCUCGGGCUGGAUGGGUACAUCACCCCUGUUCAAGCAUGGAAUCGCAUCGUUGGUCGUCUGGAUUUGAGUCAGGUCUUGGACCCGAGGGUAGAGGAGUUGAGGUCUGCUAUGAUUCCGCAUGUUAAGUGUUAUGGCUUUGGUGCAUUGAUUGAGGAUGAUGUAUUUGAGGAUUUGUUUCAAUUUAUCUUUGGGCAAUGAUCUUGGGGAUUACAACUUAUAAUAUUUGAAACCGUGGAAAAUGAUGACCAAAUGCGUGCAGAUGUAAAAUCCAGCGAGGAAAAGUCUGUAGCACCAGUACUCU